AUGUGUGAAAACAACAUAUCGGUGAUUUCCUUCAUCUACGGCGGACUUACAGCAGACGCCAUUAUAGCUUCUAAUUCAUCCUCCUUCCGUUACAUCAUUACCGGAGUUAGUCCUGAUAAUAACUGCCCUAUCAUCAAUACCCUUUCUCUUCCGUACGAAAACAUCUCCUUCCUUACCGAUCUCUAUUCUCGUGAUUAUUUAAUUAUUAUGAGAUGUGAGAACCCGGUAAAUGACUUCCGCUAUAUGGAUAUUUCUUCUGAGAGUUGUAGUGGUGGAAUUGAUGGUGAGGAAAUACAACAUUCUUAUUUAUAUGCAGUGGAUGAUUAUUUUGGGUCAAAUGUGAGAGAUAUAGCAGAGUCAUGCAGAAUAGAUAUGAAGGUAAAGAUGAACAGGUUGUAUGGAAAUGUGAAAUGCAGUAGCGAGUGUGGGUAUCCAGAGGUUCAUACUGAGCAUGUCAAUGGAAUUGAGCUUCGUUGGCGACCAAUAAGCUGUGAGCAACUGCAGAAGCAGCAACACAUAGAUAGUGUCCAGGAAGAGGGACGAUUCUCACUCCGCUGCUUUCUUUACAGCGUAGUAUUAUUUUGCCUUAGAAGUGCAGUAAGUAUUUUUGUUGGAAAAUUUGUUCUUGGAUCGCCCUUUGUGAUUGCACUUCUAAUAUUUAAAUGGGGAAAAAGGGAUUUACCCAUAUAUGACAGAGUUGAAGAUUUUAUCCAGAGCCACAACAAUUUCAUGCCCAUAAGGUAUUCUUAUUCACAAGUUAAAACAAUGACCAAACAUUUCAAGCAUAAGUUGGGUGAAGGAGGUUAUGGUUCUGUAUACGAAGGAGUGCUUCGAAGCAAACACAAAGUAGCUGUUAAGGUAUUGACUAAGUCUCAAAGCAAUGGACAAGACUUUAUCAAUGAAGUUGCAACCAUUGGAAGAAUUCAUCAUGUCAAUGUGGUUGAGCUAAUUGGAUUUUGUGUUGAAAGAACAAAGCAAGCUCUCGUUUAUGAGUUUAUGCCUAAUGGUUCUCUUGAUAAACACACAUUUUCAGAAGAACGAGGAAACUCAUCUUCAUUAAGCUACCAGAAAAUCUACGACAUUUCUCUUGGAAUUGCUCGUGGAAUUCAAUACCUACACCAAGGUUGUGACAUGCAAAUCAUACACUUUGAUAUAAAACCGCAUAACAUUCUUCUUGAUGAGAAUUUUAACCCAAAGAUAUCUGACUUUGGUUUGGCGAAAUUGUAUAGAAUAGAUCAAAGUAUUUUAACUUUAACAGCAGCAAGGGGAACAAUGGGUUACAUGGCUCCUGAGCUGCUGUACAAGAACAUCGGAAGCAUAUCUCACAAAGCCGAUGUUUAUAGUUUUGGAAUGAUGCUAAUGGAAAUGGCAGGUAGAAAAAAGAACAAAAACUAUGUAGAGAAUUAUUGGCAAGACUACUUUGCAAAAUGGAUUUAUGAUCAAUUUGAGGAAACAAUAGAUACAAACAAUGGAACACAAGAGGAAAAGAAUAUUGCAAUGAAGAUGAUUGUGAUUGCCUUGAAAUGCAUACAAAUGAAACCAGAUGAUCGUCCAUCAAUGAAUCAAGUGAUAGAAAUGCUUGAAGGAGAUGAAGUGCCUCAACACCUUCCACCUAGUCCACAAUCUUUGUUAACCUGGCAGACCAUGUCAACCGAUGCAAAUGAGCUUGAUGACAACUAA
Lathyrus sativus (Indian pea) is the source of this 1680-nucleotide messenger RNA. The record is from the annotation of a GenBank genome assembly. NCBI's taxonomy places the organism in Eukaryota, Viridiplantae, Streptophyta, Magnoliopsida, Fabales, Fabaceae.